AUGCAGACCGUCUCUCUACCAUCCGAGACCGCGUCGAGUUCGACGUGGUACGACCCAACCGAUGUCCAGCUCCGUAAGUUCAUGAUGGUGCGUUUGCAGAGCCAUCCAGCAUUGGCGCAGCACCAUCCGAUCUUGCAAAGUACUAGGGACCCUUCUUCUGGCACCAGUUUAUCGCUCCUGCAACGACUCGAGUGGAUGCUUUACUACAGUGCAGGGUCCUUAAACGAGUACCUGCACCAGCCGUCACUCGAGCGACGUGUACAGGGUCUCGUGACGCACUAUAAGCGCAAACGACCCGAGACCGAGUCGAGUGAGGACGUUGUAGAGUCUGUCCGAGCACCUACAGCCAAGCGACCGAGACCCCGAUUAACUAUCACUGAAGAAGUCAUCUGCAACAAUAGCAUACAGGCGAGUGAGUGUGUUCUCACCAGUAAUGUGGACCUCUUGCGCAACGUGUGCAGCUAUUUAGAGGGGAUGGACGUGCUGCGAUGCAGAUUUGUGAGCAAGUUCCUGUACGUGCAAACGCCGUCGUUAGUGCGGACACUACACAUCGACGCGGCGAUCAUGUCAGUUGCAGCGACGCAAACUUGCAGGGACGGGGCGGUGAACGGGCUGAGCACUUUGUUGCAUCAGUGCCAAAAUCUCACGAGCCUGACGAUUUCGAACCAGGUGAACAAGACACAUGUCAAGGCAAACGUCGUGUUCCCAAGAGCACUCACCACUUCGACGUAUGCAUCGUACGGCUACCAAUUGGUGUGUGGAGCCGCCGAGGCAUUUAGCAACGGAGCGUGCCCUUUGCUGCAGGAACUGAAGCUCGUCGCUCCAUUUGACUUUGCUACCGAAAGCGACGCAGUGAUAACCGUGCUGCGAGCGCUGACUGAUUCCAAACGAGCGCGCGGAGUGAUGAGGACUCCACUGAAGCACCUGGCACUGGAUGCGACUUUUCUAGGUGAUCGAGGCGUACAGCAGCUCGCUGAUCUGUUUGAGACUCAGAGUGUGUUCUUCGUCCACCUCGAGACUCUGACAGUGCGCAACAACUUCAUCGGCGAAACAGGUUGCCGCGAUCUGCUUGAGGCCAUCGAGCUGUUCAGCGACCUUUGUACGCUGGACCUCAGCCGCAACAUCCUCACGGACACGGACGCACUCACACUUGCAGAUUUGCUCGACAAUUUUGUGAUAGACUUGAGCUGUUACGAUUGCAUGGAGAGCGACCAGAAGAUGACAUCGCAAGACGGGCAGUUGAGCGUACUGGGACUCGCAGGUCUGCGUACUUUGAAACUGCAAGAAAACUUCAUCACAUGCGACGGCUUUCACGCCAUCGCAAUUGCAUUGGGUGCUCGAGAAGGGUUUCCAGUCCCGACUGGUAGCAUCGCUGCUCAUUACGAUGACGUAAAUAGCGACGCAGAAGCAAGGAACGCAGACCGCUAG
This is a messenger RNA of Peronospora matthiolae, 1428 nucleotides long. The record is from the annotation of a GenBank genome assembly. Lineage: Eukaryota; Oomycota; Peronosporomycetes; Peronosporales; Peronosporaceae.